Molecule: messenger RNA, 576 nt
Organism: Macrosteles quadrilineatus (aster leafhopper)
Lineage: Eukaryota; Metazoa; Arthropoda; Insecta; Hemiptera; Cicadellidae
Product: odorant receptor 43a-like
Exons: 2
Coding region: 1-576 (191 amino acids)
Biological process (GO): detection of chemical stimulus involved in sensory perception of smell; sensory perception of smell
Cellular component (GO): plasma membrane
Molecular function (GO): odorant binding; olfactory receptor activity
Source: RefSeq, a predicted model, not a curated record
AUGCAACUAUCUGAUGUAGAACAAAUGUCAUUAAAGAGGAAAUAUCGAAACAGUGUUGAAACAGACACGUCGUCCACUUGCACUACAGAAGAGCAAAGCAGAUGUUUUAUUCGCAGCAUUGUGUCGCACCAUUUGAUUGUCAAGUCGUUGAUACAGAAUGUAACCAAGAUCCACAAGUAUGUGUUUCUGACACAGUUUGUGUUUACAAUCAGCCAUUCAUGUUUCUUAGCGUUCAACGUUUAUUACACGAAGAACCACACCAAGAUUCUGGUCAAGUACAGUCCCUACCUGCUGCUCUCUUAUUACUUGCUGUACAUUUUUUGUCACAACGGCCAACGACUCAGUGAUGCUUGUGAACGUUUAUUCUACGCCUUCUGUUGGUGUCCAUGGUACGAUUUCCCACUCAGUUAUCGCAAGUCACUGUUGAUUGCCAUGAGUGCUAACCUACAACCCACCGCGUUGACUGGUGGUGGACUGUUCAAAGCAACACUUGCUACAUUUGUGCAUGGUCUACAGCAAUCCGUGUCUUAUACUCUUCUCUUGAACCAAGUGGCUCCAGAAAAUAACUCACUCUAA